CCCCGCCCGCCGCGCACAUACACACACACGCACACACACUGGCCGCAACAUGACGGCUAGGCGGACAGACUGACAGACCGGGGCACCGCCGCUCCGCACGGGAUUAUUCUCCCCGCGCCGGGGCGACGCAGCGAACCGGCGACCCAGCGGGGCGGGGGCGGUGCCGCGCCGCGCUGCCAGGAGGGGUCCCAGCCCCCGGCGGCAAAGGGCGAGCGCCUCGGGCGCUGGAGGAGCCCGGCCAGGUUACUUUAUUGGCUGUGGAGAACCACGGACCCUUUGUGCCCUGAUGGGGGACUCUGGAUCCAGACGAUCGACUCUUGUAUCUCGUUUGCCAAUAUUCAGGAGAAGUGUUAGCCGGAGACACGACUCCCUUCCUUCCUCGCCUUCUUCUGCUAAUGCCAUUGGUGUCCACACCUCCUCCCCAUCCAGCACGAACUCCAGCUCAGGGAGCACAGGAAAGCGACGGAGUAUUUUCCGCACUCCUUCCAUUAGCUUCCAUAACAAGAAAGGGAGUGAGCAGAAGCCUGACUCAGCGAGUCAAAAUGUUAAUGUCUCAAACGGUGCCCAGUUCUCUCUUAGCACUUUUCAAAAACUCAGCUUAGAUGAACACAUAAAAAGCAGAGGAAGGCAUUCAGUUGGCUUUGGCAGCUCACGUAACAAGAAGAUAACAAGGUCUUUGACAGAUGAUUUUGAAAAGGGAAAGGAGCCCUCAGCUAAUAAGAAUGUCUUUAUCAAUUGCAUAAGCUCUGGGAAAAAUGAGGGUGAUGAUUCAGGCUUUGCAGAAGAGCAAAGCCGAUACUCUGUCAAACAGUCCACACGAAAACUUCUCACUAAAUCUUUUUCGUCACACUACAAAUUUUCCAAACCAGUUCCUGAGAGUCAGUUGGUUUCCUCUGUGCAGCAGCCCAGGUGCUUGUUGGAAGUUAAAUCCUAUGUGGAAAGCGAACCUGUGAUGGCCAGGUCGUCUCCUCCAUGCUCGGCUGAGACGACGGAGUGCGUGGGCAGCUCCCUGCAGUCCCCGCUGCUCUCGGCUGACCUCACGGCUGCCCAGACCCCCUCGGACUUUGUCGCUCUGACUGAGGACUCUGUUUCAGAGGCUGAUCCCCUGCCCAGCAGUGGGCCUGGGGCAGCGCUCGCAGAGGAUUUUGGCCAUGAUGUCUCUACCUCUCAGAUCUUUUUUAAUCCUGCUGCUGCUGCUCCUACGAGGGAGACAGAUACUGUGCAAAGUAUUGGCCAUUCUGCUGGUGUAUCUCCUGUGAGUCACGCAAGCUCGUGCAGUGUGGAAUCCAGUACCUUAUUCAAAACCUCAGUUGCUAAUCAAGCGAAAGUACUGUUGCAAGCCAAUGGACUACAUAUUAAUGAUGCCAGGCAUAUAGAAAAAAAUAACUCAGAAAACGCACAUUUAGGAACCUUGACGUUACAGCAUAGUGAAGAACCAGUGACACUCUCUCCAAAGGCAUGGGGGUUGAGUGGGAGCAGAGAUGAAAGCACGCCCUCCAAGCACAUGAGAGACACAAUUCCUGUAGUGGAGUCUAAGCCUGUUCCAUGUUCUGAACCUCAGUCCUUUAAAACACAACAGGGUUAUGAAUCAAACCAUCCUAAAGUUAAUCUUGCCAAUAGCCUCAGUCCGUACCGGGAAGGCAGAUUUGUUGAGAAACGACUGAGGUCCUCUUCAGAAGGUACUGCUGGGGGCAGCCGCCUGAUCAUAAAACCAAAGGAUGGAAACGAAGAGGAGCUUAACAGCCUACGGAAGCAGAGAGCAAGCUCAUCCUCUUCCAAAAUGAACAGUAUGGAUGUUUUGAAUAACUUGGGUUCCUGUGAGUUGGAUGAAGAUGACUUAAUGCUUGACUUGGAGUUCCUGGAAGAGCAGCAUCACCAUCGUUCUGUGUGCCGGGAGGACUCAUACCAGUCAAUAGUCUCAUGUGCUGCUGUAGUACUUACCCCUGUAGAGACGACAGUGGAUACAAGGAAAAAAGAACAGAUGAUCAUGCCUGAUGUGUCCAAACAGAAUCUAUCCCUGAAGCUGUCGAAGGAGGUGGAGCAAGGAGAAGCCAGGUACCCUCGUGUUAGCCAGCUGGCUGGCAGCCCAUCUGUGGAAUGGCCUCUCACUGGUCUGGAAGAAGGUGGAGGCAUUGAGUCUCUGCCCUUCAGGUUGAUGCUCCAAGACUGCACAGCUGUAAAGACAUUGCUUCUGAAAAUGAAGAGGGUUCUUCAAGAGAGCACGGACAUGAGUCCAGCUAGUAGCACAACCUCCCUCCCUGUUAGCCCCCUUCCUGAGGAGCCGUUAUUUUUCAAGGAUGGAAUAAAAGAUGAAUGCUCAGUGCUGAAGCUGCAGCUGAAGGAGAGAGAUGAACUCAUAGCCCAGCUUCGGGAGGAGCUGGAAAAGGCUCAGUGCUUUCAGAGGGCUCUUGCUUCCCAAGCAGAUAAAUCCACGCAGACAGAACUCGUAGGCCAUGAUACUACAUAUCCAGUCAGAAUGGUGAGCCAAAAUCUCAGCACAAGGGACAGAAAGUCAGCACAUACUCCCACCGAGGACCCUUUUAGACGCCUGCCAGGCAACCAAGCAGCAGCCUAUGAAAGCAAGAGCUGUCAGCUGUCUAAUUUGUGUCUGAGCAGCCUCCUGAAAGAGAAGGAGAUCGUGGAAGUCAUCAAGCACACCCGAGGCACGUACGAAACCCUGGCUUCAGAGGUCACCCAGAACGGUUUGGCUGUCACAGCCCCCAGUACAGCAAAGCCAGCAUCCAAGGCCGACGGCUUCCCCAUGUUCUCAGGAGCUCCCAAAGACCAAACUGCUGUGCCUCGGCAGCACAGCACCUUCACAGGGAGACUGGGACAGCCCCCGAGGGGACCCAUCUCUUUACACAUGUACAGCAGAAAAAACGUUUUCCUCCACCACAAUUUACACACGGCAGAGCUACAGACUUUAGGUCAACAAGAUGGCUAACAAGGUGCUUAUUUUCUUGCCAUGGAGGGAGAGUUAAUUAAAGAGGGAUGUAAGCUCGCCUAGAGCUCUGUCUUCAGUUCUCUUCUGUUGCUACUUUCAUGUGAAAAAAAAAUAAAAUAAAAAUUUGACAUUGUCUGUAGGUUCCAUAUUUUCCCACCUUAGACUAAGGCAAAAGGAUGAAUGAGAUUGUUCAACAACUGGGCUGAUUUGUCAUGCAGAAGUCACCAUGGGUUUAAUGAAUGGGACCAUUUGGCUGGCACUGCUAGGCCAAUAUUGGCUAAAUAUAUUUUUUCCCAUCUAUAAGUCACUAUCAUUCCCUAAAGUUCUAGAAGAUGAUCUUAAAUAAUACCUGUAUGUUUAAUAAUAUUACUGUUAAAGUAGAUGUGAAGAAUGAAUAGGUAAGUAAUUAGUAAACCCUCUUGAAUUUCAUAGAGAUUAGGGAAAUAAGGAGCCAGAAAUCUUUAGGACCCUCUUUUUUACACUUUUUUUUUUUUUUUUAAAAUAUGGUGAAAUGUGGUCACUUACAGAGUGUUACCACUUCCUGAUGUUUGUUUCAUGAGUGCCUCAUGCCAGAAGUAGAGGAAGUGACUGAUUUUCCUCUAACAGGUUCAUAGAGAGUCGCCAUGUAUUUGAGUCAAUAAUUGGGUCCCAAACUGAGGAUGUCAGCUUGUUUCCUCAACCUUCCCUUCCCUCUUCACACUUCUAUUUAACUACAUUUCUUUGAGUGUUUCUGUUCUAUGGGGACGUGUCAAGUUGUGGUGAUCUUUGUGCUUUACAGGCACUGUGGCACUCAUGAUGCAAUGUGACAUUCUGCUGUGUAAUGCAUCCUCUAAUUUCAUUUCACUUCCCAACCCAAAAAUGACUGAAAGACUAAAGUAAGAGAAAUUGUCUUAUUACCCAGGCUAUAUGACCUGCCUACAUCUUAUUUUCUGUGGGCUGUGUUGUCUGCACUUCAGGACCUGUUGGUUUACACCAGCUCAGUGGGUUUUUUAGUCUUGACACGUUGCAGACAAGUGAGAUUAAUUUACUGUCUGGUCUCACGGGAGCAUGAAAUCAUCCGACCACACCACAGAACUUGAAGAGCUGUUGGUAGCAUAAGAUCCGGUUUUCCCCUCUCAAGGCUUGGAAACAUCUCAGUCCAGUUACUCCAAACAUGUGGCGUGUAUGAAACAUGACACUUGGUUUACAACCUCUCUGAUGCAGGGUAAUCUGUUUGAGUUGUAAUGGCACAUGCAGUUAGUAGUUUAUAAAUGAUCUGGCAUGUUUAAGUACGAUUGAGGCAGAUCUGAGACAAGUCACCUCUCUCUUUAACUGGGGAUUAAUAAGGGAAGCCAUGGGAGCAGCACGUUCUCACACACAGAAACAAGCCAUUGUGACUUAACAGAGAUGGCAUAUAAUGAAAAAUAAAGCAUCUGUAGCCACUCAAAAUCUGUAACUUUUAAAAGGUAAGUCACAUAGAGUGUAUGAUAUGAAUUAAAGAUAAAAUUUUACCUAGUGUUAAAUGUAUCUGCUUCACUACUUAAUGUUUGGAUUAAUACAAGGAAAUUGUAUUAACAAAUCUUGCUUAGAUAAAGAAAAAAAUAAGCUAUGAGCUUGGCAGAUAUUCCGUAAAGCAAUUUCAGCAGCCUGAAAUUUCAGGCUUCUGUUUAUCGAGGAUUUUAUUUUGCUUAGAGCAGAUUUUAUUACAUUAUCUGAUGUUGAAGAGAGCAGGUUUUGUCUAAAUAUUCUGUAGUGAUAAUUUUGGGUAUCCAAAGAUGGAUACAUAAGAACCAAGACAAAUAUUUGCCAAAUUUCUUCAUGUUCAUGUGUGCAUUGCUACUGCCAAAAGAGAAUGUGCAAAAAUUGCAAACACAGCUUUACCGAAUUAACUGUGGAUAUUCAAGACUCCCAGUCCUGUGUUGAAACUCAUAAUUUAAAAGUCUACCAAACAAGUUAAAAAUAGUAAUAAGAUAAUUUCACUACUCAGAAUCACUUUUUCUUCUUAGCAAUACCUUAAAGUCAUGGUAGAUUGAAAGGACAGUUAAUUCUUACUAACAAUUCAUUUCAGUAUUGCUCACCUCAAGAGCUGAAGUAUGCAAUUCAAUUUCAGAUCUGUAAAUAAAUUAAACAUACACUGUAAUCAAGGAAUUUUUUUCCAGGACAUAAAUGUACUGUACUACAUUAAAAAAAAAAAAACAAAACACAAAACAAACCCCAAUACCCUCUUCACUUUUAGGUUAUGUAUUGUAUCUAUAGUUGUUUUUUUCCUGGGAAAAUGGACUUUUGGAUUACACUUUAUUAAAAAAAUCCAUCUAUAAACUUCAAAAAUAGGACUUUAAAUGCUACUAUUUUCUUGGAGAAUCUUUUAUAGAGCUGAAACUUUAAAAAACUGGAAAAAAAACAGUUCAAAGUGAGGGAUAUUUUUAAAAUGUCAUCUUGAAGCUGUUUUGUAUCAGUAUUUUCAGCAUUGCUAUGUUAUUUGUAAUACUGAGUGUAAAUCUCACCCAGAGAAGGGUGUUAGCCACAUGUUAAUGUACAGUACAGCAGUAACUGUAAAACAGAGGUCCUUUGUUUGAUCCUCUUGUGUAUAUAGUAAAUCAUAAAGCAACAGCAUGUGGACAAUCUUGCAGUGAAUUGAUUCCUUUGUACUAAAAAUCUCUAGUUUUUUAAGAGUUCCAUGUACAAAAUGAUUUAUACAUUUCUCCAAGGCUGUACAUAUCCAAAGACAUGACACCGGGGGAAAAGGCAUUUAUUGGGUUUUUUUCCAUUGAUGUACCUUUCUUCCUGUCUUUUUUUUUUUUUUUUUUCCUCUUUCUGUACAACAAAGCAUAACUGCAAAGUUUCUGCUUAAAAUUACUUGUUAGUUCCCUGUCUUUCAGUGUCAUAGAGGGCAUUUUAAGGAGGAGGAAAUCCCCAAAGAAAAGCUGUUUCCAUUUGAAGCAGUAUCCGUCCCAUUUUUUUAAAGCAAUCAUUUGGCAAAAGAAACCUUAGAUCUAUGUCCUAAAUAUUUUUUUAGUAAUUUAGCAGAGCCACACCUGAAAUGGCUUAUCAUCAGCUCUAGACUUACCCUGACUAGGACAUGUUUAUAAGAUACAGUAACACGCUAGGGCCAGCCCUGGUCAUAAAUUCUUGAGAUGGAAGGAAAACACUUGUCCAGAACUGGUUUUGUUUGGCUUUCAGAGCAGUGGAAAGGUUUUUUGUAUACCUUGUGCAUGUGAAUGAAGCUCAAGCUGUGUGCUUGGGCAUACUGGAAAGAGACGUCUUAGGGAAAAACUCUCCUCUAUUUAGGCUAUUUAGCAGCAAAUGAAAACAUCCAGCAACAUAAAUUUCUGCCACCUUUCCAGACAGGCCAGCCCUCUGUAUGCAAAAUUAAACAGCCAGAUUAGAUUCCUUUACUUCAAUCCAGGCUCUUACUGGUUUUUAUUCCACAGACCUCCACAUAAAUGUUAGAAGGGCUUUCCUUAUGUGGUUUUUUUUCUGGAAAUUGUGAAAGGAUAUAUAUCCAGACUAAGAUCCAGACUAAGUGAUGUCUAGAUAAGCAUUUGAAAGCUUACCAAAAUGUUCAUGUUUGUCCUACAGGUUCAUUACAGUCAUUACAGGUUUGUUACCAAUAAAUACUGCUGUUUUUCCCUUUCCCAAAAGCCAGUUUGAAAGUAAUGAUUUCUUUACACUGUUAAAUACAAAGUAUGCUCUGCAAAAUAAUAAAAAUAAGGUAUUUAUUUACAAAUCAGUACUGUAAUUUACGUGCCCUAACAGUUGUGCCAUAUCUACACUGGUUUGAUUGGUAUGAGGUUGAUUAGAUUAUGCCGAGUUAAGUCACCUGAUGAUUGAUAUUGUGGCCUUUAAUCCAACUAGUCUUGGUUUAUGCAUAGGAGAGCUCUGAAUCUGGAAAUAUUUCCUGGUUCACAAAAAAGACUAGAAAAUAUUUAAUCUAACAAAACCACCAGAUCAUGAUCUAUGGUAAAUGCACUUUUUUCCCUCCUUCACAUUCAAAAGCAAAAAAUUCCUGCAAGUCCCUUUGUAUCUCUACAUAGUUCAUAAAUGAAGUAGAGUAACAGCUAACAAAAUGCAAAAUCUUGAAAUAAAUACCUAGAGAAAAAAAUCCAUGGGAGUCUUCUCACAGAUCUUUGUAAAGUUGAUGUUUGUAAAGAUGUUGGUAAGUUCUGUAUCUGAGUGCACUAAUGAAUGUGUUCUAUGGCCUCUACUGCUCUCAAUCUGAUGAUUUUUUUCAGGGGGAGAAUUUGCUGUUUGAAGCUUGUUCUAGACAAAGCAGGCAGUACAGUGUGAGGAAGUACAUUGAAAGUAACUGUGGAGGUCUUCUCCCAGCUUGGGGAAGCACACAGCAUCAUUUCCAGGAGGUAUCUUAGUGUUCUUUAGCCAGCAAGAAGUUGAGAGAGAUUCCUCAGGAGAGCAGCCUCAAACCAUGCAGACCAUGACUGCCUUUAAAUGGACUUCAACAUGUUCUAUAUAAGGCACUUCUAAAAUCAUAUGGAAAUGUCAGCAGCUGCAGAACACACCUUGCUGGCUUGUUGGGGGGUUUCUUUGAGAUAAAAGUGCCAUGUGCUGGUUUUAACCUUGUAAAGGAACUUGCUUGCUCACUGGUGAUCUGCCCAGGAUGUGGGAGUUUCUCUGCUGUAAGGGAUAUGAUACUAACUCUUCACACUGUAAAGACACUGGAUAUCCUCUCUGAAGAGCUUGAGAUUUGCAGUGUAUUUUCAGUCUAGGAGAAGUAUCUGGAUUAAAUUAUCUUCUUCUUCAAGGAUCUUGAAGUCAGUGGAAAAGAAACUUGCUUAUUGAAGUAUUUUGGAAAGAUGUUGUGGUUAAUCUUAUUUUAAAAUGCACUUAGAAUUUAUCUCCCUGUAUCUAAACACAUGAAAAAAACCCAAACUUUUAUCAGAAUAAAUUUCCCAUAAAUCUGAGAUUCUCAUUAGCCACAGCUGUCACUUCCAUUCUGUACAGCUGUGAAACAUUUUUGGAUUUGCUGGUUUUGUUGCCUUCAUUACCUGCAAAUCAUUACCCCUAGUUCUGGGGUUUUUGGGCCAUCAAUCCAGUACUUGAAACACACAGGGAGGGCUGUUGAGGAUUUCUGUGGAAGUAAUCCUGGUGCUCUGAAAGCAGGGCAACAAGAAACUUGCCUGAAGGUCUCUGUGUGUUUCCUGGGCAUGGAAAACCUUUUCUUAUUAAUUUUAACUGUGAAGGAAUUGUGAGAAUCUGAUGGAUGUGGCAAGUAGCAGAUCGGUUUUGUUUCUAAAUCCACAUAGAGGUUAUAGAACAGAAAAUACUCCACUGAGAAGAUUUUUCUUGUGGGCAAAUAGUACCUCCUUAUAUUCUGUAUCAUGACCAUUUCUGUGUCUCUGGAUUUCAGGAACAUUUCCCUUAGGUAUGGAGUUGUGAUGACUAACAGGUUGCACCACGGUGUUACUUCUGCUAUGAGAAGGCUCCUCUGGAUUUUUUUUUUUUUUAUUUAAAAUAUGUCAUCAUUAAAAUGUUUUAACAUUUUCCCCCAGAACUGCUGUGCUGCUGGUGUAGUAAAAAGCAGUGCAUUCACAGAAAAUGUCCCUUUUCCAUCUGGGAAGGCUGUUGGUGAGCUGAAGUCACAGCUGACUUACAUCUACACAAAAACUGUCAAACUUACUUAAGCACCUACAUAAACAAAUACCUUGCCAGGUUUGAGCCCUCUUUUGUCACACUGAAAAAGCCCUAAUAAUGCAUUUUUUAAAUGCAUAUGGAUAUCAACAGUAGUAGUAGAAUUUUAAUUGAUUUUCAAUUUUCCAUUAUGUCAUUGCACUUUAUAUGAGGGUUUAGUGUGAACAACACACUGGCUUUUAUUUUUUUAUAACCUAAACUUGAUUUCAACAGGGUUCAGAAUUCUCUACUAUCUAAGCAUGUAAGCAAUCCCAUAAAACAGUCAAAUUCCUCUUCUUUAAAAAGCUAAAACACAAGUAAAUAAUAUUUUUUCCAACGUAAACAAUUUCAUUCAUAUUUAUUGUUUGAAAGGUACAAUGUAUAAAAAGUAUUCUUACUUAUAUCUAAAUAUAAGUACGUUUCAAACACCCCACAAAGUAGAAAAGAUAAGAAAGUACCUUAAUAUUAAAAUCACUUGUCCAGCUAUACCACUAGGCUUUGUUUUCCAAAUCAUUAAUUUCUUUUUAAAGAAAAUCUAUUUGUUUUCCGUGGUUAAGAGUGUGAAAAACACAAAGUGUUUUAGUACAUGCUCUACAGAAUGUGUGGAGAGAUGAUCAAUAUCACAAGGAGAAUAUAAGCAAUCAAAGUCCUUAAUCAGUGAUGCAUCUGAUGUUUUUUAAGCAAGAGGAUCAACAGGAUAUAAAAAUCUGUGUAAGAGGAGAACAGAUGUUUUGUUGCUCAGAAAACUCUAAUGGAAGGGUAAAGGCUGAUGGAUUAAUAGCUCUUUUUCUGUUCCAGGGCUGGUGGUGCAGAGCCAUUUGCUGUGAAAUAACACUGAAGCAAUAUUUAUAAAGUAAAUCUAUUGGAAUAAUAAGAAAUGAGAUAAAAUGGUCGUGUAACACCCCAAAGUAUGGUUAAGGGUACUUCCAUAAUUUGAUCAAACAGCAUCUGAGUGAAUUUACAUCUUUUUAUUACCAGGGUAUUAUCUUUAUCUGAAGGAUAAUUGUAAGUGGAACAGUGCAAUUUGCAUUCUAACAUAGAAACAAUUCAGACAAAAAAAUUUAAAAGAUUCUAUCUCUAAAGCCUUGCACUUUGUACAGUCUUCUCUAACUAUCUGAAGUAGUUUUAUGUAAUUUUAUUUCAUGCAGCUGUGGUACUAAAUGCCCUUAUGUUGGGUAACAAGGAGAAAACAUUGAAGAGAGAGUCAUGACCCCGACCCUACAUCAAGAGCUGCACUUGGUUAACAGGGUCAAGGGUUUGGUUUUCCUUUCCAAUAAAGGAUCAGGAUUCUUGUGAGAAAACCUUUGUACAAACGUCUCCACAAGCAGCUUGGCCUAUGUGAAUUUCACACUGGUUAGGGGAAAAUUAAAAUUUUAAUUAAAAAAAGAUGUUUACAACUCUGACUAUUUUUGAAAAUAUGUUCUUUAAUACUGCUGAAGGCCAUUAGGGGGCUUUGGGCAUUUUUCUGUAAACAAAAGUGUUCUGUUUCAUGUAUUAAAAUUGGAUAUUUUAUCUGAUCAUUUCCUCAUUGUGAACUUGUCUGUGAAUAUCCUGCUGUCCAGGAUGGAGUUUUUCAAAACUACUGACCACUAUAAAAAUUAAAUGACUAAUAAGACAUUGAAUUUUGUAUUCUGUGCUGCUAAACACCCAUGUAAUUUUAAUAACAGUACACAGCAAGGCUAUUUGUUAUAUACUACUGAAAUUAAUUUUUUAAAUGUAAUUGGCAGUACCAUAGAGAUUACUUGAAUUAGAGACUUUAGAAGAGCAACACAGAUGAGAAAAGGAGGAGAAUAUUAACUUGAAGGUUAGGUAUAUGUAAUGCACUGCUGAAGAGUGUUAAGAGUGAAGAUCUAUGGGAGACAAGAUAAAGUUUUUUCACUGAACAGACUGCAGUCAGUCCAGGAUCACUUUGCUGAUUUAGAUGGUAACUUAGAUUUAAAAGGAAAGAAAAGAGAAUAUUUUUGCUAAGAGAUAACACACAAAGGCAACCUAAAAAUCAACUUGGAGCAGAAUUUGCAAUAGUGAAGGUAUUUGCCUCAAGGUGUGGUCUGAAAAGAAAACUGUAAAUUAUAUCUAAGUUCUGAUUCAACAAGUUCAUUAGUGAUUUUAAGUGAUUUUACUCUACAAAGCCAUGAUUGGUUAAACUCAUUGUUAUUUAGCAGGCAAAUACUUUGUAUUAUUUAAGAAUUGCCAAGGCAUAACCCUAACCUUUGACUUUAGUACCACAGUACCACAUAUCCUCUGAUUUUUUUUUCUUUUCUGUUCUUUUUUUAAUUUUUUUGAGGUUUUGUAACUUCUGUGCAAUAAGAAUAUGAUUGUUUCAAAUUCAGUUGUUUUGCACUGACUGAAAGAAGUUACAUAGCCUUUAGACGAGAACACUGUUCUCUCUGAAGAAUAUCAAGCAGCAUUCUGUUGGUUUUGUAAAUCAGAUUACUGGCUAAAUAAUUUCUGUGGAUUACUCUGAAGAGUUAUGGCAGUUUGUAAAACAGUACUAUGGGAUUCUAUUGGUAUUAUUCAAUGGUCAUUUGUUUGUUCCUGAUUUUAGUUGGCAUUAUUUCUCCUUCUAUGUUUUAUGGAAAGAAAUGUUAUUUUUGAAUAUUUGUAUGGACUUUUAACUUUAAACCUUAUUGUAGAGAUGCACAUUCAUAUAUUUCCCUAUUUGAAAUGAACAUGAAGGGCUCUUACAGUUUUGGUUUUUUCUUUUCAUGCUGCCAAAAGAUAAUUUGUUAAUAAAAAUCCUGUGUUCUAUGAUGA
Molecule: messenger RNA, 11302 nt
Organism: Corvus hawaiiensis (hawaiian crow)
Lineage: Eukaryota; Metazoa; Chordata; Aves; Passeriformes; Corvidae
Gene: CCSER1
Product: coiled-coil serine rich protein 1
Exons: 10
Coding region: 287-2944 (885 amino acids)
Source: RefSeq, a predicted model, not a curated record